UUGAAGGUGUUUUAUUUCACAUUCUCUCUUUCGUCGUCUUUUGUUAGAGAGGAGGGAGAUGGCGACGGCGUCGUUAAGGUGGAUCCUGCAGCUUCACAGAGACGUACCAAAAGCUGCUCGAUUCUACGCGCAAGGUCUCGACUUCUCCGUCAAUGUCGUCACCUUACGCUGGGCUGAGCUCGAUUCUGGUCCUCUCAAGCUAGCCCUUAUGCAAUCUCCUAGUGAUCAUAUUGCGGAGAAGGGAUACUCAUCGCUUCUGUCAUUCACGGUUACGGACAUCAAUACAACAGUGAACAAACUUAUGGCCUUAGGAGCAGAAUUAGAUGGCACUAUCAAGUAUGAGAUUCAUGGAAAGGUUGCGGCCAUGAGAUGCCCCGAUGGUUACAUGUUAGGCCUUUAUGAGGCUGCGUAGGCAUAUAAUCGGAUUUGAAGCCUGAAAGGAAGCCACUAUUAGAGAAGUUGAAAAAGGUGAAACUUUGAGGCCCAAGAGACCAACCGCAUGUCCCGCACUUAGUUUAUAGGACGCGACUAGGAAGUUUAUUGAGUAAAAGAUUGUACCAUAAACUUGGGGAUCCUAAACACAUCUUAGGGAAAUUAUGAUUCUGAUAAGGCUUAAAUGACGAUACCAAAGGACCAGAUAGAUAAAUAGGUAACUUUUACAUGCUACUCAACUUUUUCGUUGUGGAGGAGAUAAGUUUAUAUUGGUUCAUGUUUAACUUGCUCUUCAUAUUGUUUCUUUAGGAAACUUUUCUUCUCAAGUCAAUGUUCCCUUCAUUGUAUAUAAUAAUAUCCUGAAAGUGACGGAUUCAUUUC
Messenger RNA from Camelina sativa (false flax), 813 nucleotides. RefSeq lists its product as uncharacterized. Lineage: Eukaryota; Viridiplantae; Streptophyta; Magnoliopsida; Brassicales; Brassicaceae. The record is from RefSeq and is a predicted model, not a curated record.